AUGGAGGGUGCGAAGCGUGUACCGUGGCUUUACAAUUUUCGCUCUUCGGAGACGUUCAUUGUUCUUGUGGUUUCCAUUGCGAUUUUUACCGAUGUGUUUAUCUAUGGGAUGAUCGUACCAAUUGUUCCAAUUGCAUUGGUUAAACGUGCCGGUGCUCGUGAAGAAGAAGCUCAGUCGUGGGUCUCAAUAUUACUCGCCGUCUACGGAGCCACUCUCCUCGUGGGAUCGCCAUUAUUCGGAUAUUUCGCCGAUCACUGUCGCCUCCGAAGACUCCCCUUUGUCAUUGGCCUGAUUGCCCUGGCAGCUUCUACUGGACUCUUUGUCGUUGCCCGGUCGUUACCGGUCCUCAUCCUCGCGAGAGGGCUACAGGGAUUCUCCGGAGCCGCGGUGUGGGUAGUUGGUCUUGCUAUUAUCGCUGACAAUGUACCACCAGAUCGUGUCGCGGAGGCGAUGGGUCAUACAUCGAUUGCGUUGACAUGGGGUGCACUUUUAGGUCCGACUAUCGGGGGUGUGAUGUAUGAGAAGUUAGGCUUUUACGGGACGUUUGCUAUUCCGACUGGAUUGAUUAUCGUGGACGUGGUGCUGCGAUUCGCGAUGAUUGAGGAGUCAGGAGCUAUUCAACCCGACAAGACUGGUCUGGACUCAGGCAUGGAUGGGUAUCGGAGUCCUCUGUAUGGCACGUUUAUACGCCAGGACGAUGAAUACUCGGGAUACUUCUCAUCAGGCGAAGACACCGCCAGCGAGCAAGGCCCUCUUAUCAGAACUUCGAAUCCUUGCUUCGACCACCCGCGCCUGGUACACGAAAAGCAUGCUACGGUGUUCGAUCUCCUCCGGACCCCGCGUUUACCCCUUGCAUUGAUCGCGACAGUAGUUAUGGCAAUUAUAUUCUCCGCUCUGGAAACAACCCUCCCCUUAUUCGUCAUGGACACAUUCAAAUGGUCAUCCAGCGGCGCAGGCUUAAUAUUCGCAACAAGCGCAAUCCCCAGUUUCGCAGGUGUGCACGUCGGCAAAUUAAUCAGUCGCACUGGCGCCCGUAUCCCAGGACUAUUCGCAUUCACAAUCGCAUCAAUAUCAUGGAUAUCAAUGCGCUUCGUGAACAGCAACACUCCCGCCGAUAUCGCCCUUCUCAUCAUCCUUUUACUGGUCCAGGGUCUGUCGAUUGUAUUCGUGGAAAUCACCGCAAUGACGGAAGUUUCGCAGGCAGUUGAUGACUACGAGAUUGAGUUCCCUGGCGCUUUUGGCGAGAAGAGUCCCGUUGCGCAGGCUUAUGCUUUGUUUAAUAUGGCGUUUGCGGGGGGUCAGUUGCUGGGUCCUAUUUUGGCGGGUGGGAUUCGGGUUUGGGCUGGCUGGGAUAGUAUGACGUUGGUUAUUGGGCUUGUGUGUGGUUUUACGGCUAUACCGAUGGGGUUGUAUAGUGGUGCGCCGUUGAGGGAUACGGAGAGUUCGUGGGAUGAUGGAGUAUAA
Molecule: messenger RNA, 1464 nt
Organism: Penicillium cataractarum
Lineage: Eukaryota; Fungi; Ascomycota; Eurotiomycetes; Eurotiales; Aspergillaceae
Product: MFS transporter
Exons: 7
Coding region: 1-1464 (487 amino acids)
Biological process (GO): transmembrane transport
Molecular function (GO): transmembrane transporter activity
Source: RefSeq, a predicted model, not a curated record